AUAAAAUGUAUCAUUAAUAUAUUUAUGUAUUGUAAUUUGUAAUUAUUCAUUUUUUGGUAAUUGGUACGUCGAUUUGAAAAAACUGUUUAAGAUCUUUAUUUCAAUUAUUUUAAUUUUACAUACAAUGGAGCAUUUGAUUGAUCAUGAUUAUUGUAUCUUACCAAAUCAGAUACGUUUUUUAGAAAACCAGCACGUUACCGAAUUCCAUCAAGUCUCAAACAAUAUGAAGAUUCGUUCUGGUAUUCCUUCUAAAGCUAGAGAAUUGAAUACUCAAGCAAUUGAAAAUUUCAUCCAACAAUUAGUUGUUGACAAUGAACAUUACAAAGUUCAAACAUUUUUACGCAGAACAGGCCAUAGAAUUGAUGGAUAUAUUACUCAACAAAUUGGCCCAUAUCCUAGUGAACAAGAACUUCUGCUACUAAACGUCGAUUACGAAAAAAAUAACAGUAUAGAGUACCAACAGAAUACUAGUUAUGAAUAGAAUGGUUAGAUUGAAACCACGGCUAUAGAUAGUAUGGUUGCCCAUCGACGUAUGAUUCUUAUACUUGAAAAGUGUCUACCGAAAUCACGAUUAAUCACGAUAUCUU
Messenger RNA from Acyrthosiphon pisum (pea aphid), 587 nucleotides. RefSeq lists its product as uncharacterized. Bases 125 to 481 code for a protein of 118 amino acids. Lineage: Eukaryota; Metazoa; Arthropoda; Insecta; Hemiptera; Aphididae. The transcript has 4 exons. The record is from RefSeq and is a predicted model, not a curated record.